Thrips palmi is the source of this 2342-nucleotide messenger RNA. Its product is annotated as putative inositol monophosphatase 3. Gene Ontology annotation, molecular function: 3'-nucleotidase activity. The coding region runs from base 666 to 1679 and encodes 337 amino acids. The record is from RefSeq and is a predicted model, not a curated record. The transcript has 5 exons. Gene Ontology annotation, biological process: phosphatidylinositol phosphate biosynthetic process. Gene Ontology annotation, cellular component: endomembrane system. NCBI's taxonomy places the organism in Eukaryota, Metazoa, Arthropoda, Insecta, Thysanoptera, Thripidae.
AAUGUUAAGAUUACUGUCACCAUUCGCGUCCGUAUCAUUUUUCGCCGGCAUCUUUUUGAACAAAGUUUCUCAAUAAGCCGUAUGGAAACAAUUUUUCACACAUUUGAAGCAUGAAAUACAAACGACACGGCGUGAUACCCUCCCGGCUUCCGACGUCACGAUGUCGUCUUGCUGCCGCUCUGCCUGGCUGCGCCUGCUGCUGCGGCUGCCUUGCCUACCUCACAGGCGCCUGUGACUUGGAAGUCAGUCUAGUCUACUGCUACCAAGCACCCCAUCCUAACUGUUGUUCCUUGCACACAACUUCGACAUUUCAUGGCAUCUUCUUAUGUGGAAAGUUUAAAAGCGACAAACUAACUGCGACGUAGCUGUUAUUUUGCUGUACUAAUUUUUAAUUACUAUUCUGCCGUGUCUCAAAACAGUUGUAGGUUAGGUUAUUUAUUUUGUAGUUGUUUCCUCCAGGCUGACAGGUCAUAGGCAUAAUAUAAUGCCACGGCAAAUUUAGUUGCACAAGGAUCAAUUUAGCUAGCUUACCUUUAACUUUGAUUGAAACUUCUUUUACAACCGUCUUUGAAUGAAUAGUUAAUGAAUUGGCAAUAGUUUGUUUUAAAGUACCAUCUGUUUCAUUCUCUGUAUACUUAGCAAAUAUUUCCUAGCUGCCCAUCAUAAUGAAUUUUGCCGGAAUUAUUCGCCUAAACAAAUGUGGCAUUCUAUGUCUGGUUACCACAUUUUUAUUGUUGAUGUUGUAUAUGCUAAGUAGAAGCUCAAAAAUUGAAGAAAGAACCUCUGUUAAUUUGAGAAAAUUGCUCAUAGCAGCUAUUGAGGUUGCUGAAAAGGGUGGAAAAGAAGUUAGUUAUGUUCGUAGCCUACCACAGCUAGAUGUUGAAAGUAAAGGGAAAACGAAAGAAGGCGCCAAUGAUCCACUCACCAAUGCGGACCGAAGAUCUCACUGUGUCAUGUUUUAUGGACUCACCCAGGCCUUCCCUAAAAUCAAAGUAAUAUCAGAAGAAGAAAAGGUAGCCGGAGAUUGCAACCCUGUGCAGUUGGUUGAGCUUGAUCCCCGAGGCUUGGAUGGACAGCCUGAUCCUGGUGAUGAGUUUGUUCCAGCUGAGGACAUAACAGUGUGGAUUGAUCCACUUGAUGCUACUCAAGAGUUUACAGAAAACUUGGUCAGUUAUGUUACAACACUCGUUUGUGUUGCUGUGCGAGGGAAACCUGUUAUUGGUGUGAUUCACAAACCCUUCUCUGAUGAGCCAAAAACAACAUGGUCGUGGUUGGGGAAAGCGAAGUCUGCUGAUCUACAAAAUUCCAAGACGACUGAUUCAUCACAGCCUCUUUCCAUCAUUGUCUCGCGCUCUCAUGCUGGUCAAGUAGAGGCGGUAGCAAAGAAAGCCUUUGGACCUGAAAUUAAAGUGAUCCCUGCAGGAGGUGCCGGUUUCAAGGUGUUAGAAGUUAUUGCUGGAAAUGCCACUGCAUAUGUCCACACCACCAACAUCAAGAAAUGGGACAUUUGUGCUGGAAAUGCUAUCAUCAAAGCUGCAGGUGGAGAAAUGACAACACUAGAUAAUGAGCAAAUUGAUUAUUCAUCAACUUCCAAUAGUGUCAAUACUGGAGGAUUGUUGGCUUCUAUAGGACUAAGACACGAUGAACUUGUUCAAAAGUUGUCAAGAGCCAAGACAUAAAAAAAUUCUAAAUUUUUAAAAAUUAAGGAUUCUAUUAUAGCUAAUUAGCUAUAUGUCUCUUUUUGCGUUUCUGUUUCCUUCAUAGUUUUAAGCUUAUCUUUUAUGCACCAUCUUUGGCUAAAAACAAAUGCCUCAGCUGUUGGUGGUUUGUAUAAUAGUAAAUUGCCAUAGAUUAAAUUAUUCUGUCACCAGUUGGCCUAAAAAACCUUGAGACAAAUUGAAAGUUUCCAGCUGUGCUGAACACGCCACUUGGUACAAGUUAUAGCUUUGCUGAAGUUUCCUCUUUUCUUUUACCUGUAAGAAGACUGAAAAGCCCCCUUUUUGAUAAUUAUUUAUGUCUUAUCUUUGCAAGUCAGUAAUCUCGCAUUGUUUGUUUUAUGAGCAGAAAUUCUCUUGUUUUAUAUUUUGUAAUGCUAUUUUGUUGUAUUGAUAUGUUAUGUAGGACAUAAAAGUGAUAAUUUUAAUUAAUUUUUUUUUUUUACACUGGAGGCCAUUGGUUAAUAAUAUUUAUUACUAUUGUAAUAGGAAAGAUCUGUGAUAUCAAACUAUCAGAGCAGCUAUUGUCUCAGAAUUCUGCCUCAUAGUGUGUAUUGUCAUGCAAAUGUACAAAGAAUUUUACUACUUUCAGGCAAUUGCCUGAGAAUAAAUAAUUGUUUCUAAGAA